AUGAGUCUUUCUGUCGAAGCUAUUAUCGCAAUCAUCGCACUAUUCGUCGCUUCAAUCCAGCCGUUAUGCACCGUUUGGACAUUCUUAUCAAGGAAGAAUUCCAAGCGAGAGACUCUACCGACAUAUACCAUCGGAAAUAGCCCAUUCCCGCAUAUUUCACAAGACCUAAGAUGGCAGCCUUGUAAUGGACGCAGUGUGACCUACUUAGAUGAUUCGACGGGACUAUACUACAAAGCGCGGAAGUGGGAGUGGGAAUACUACACAAAGCAUGCCAUAUGA
Penicillium mononematosum is the source of this 279-nucleotide messenger RNA. RefSeq lists its product as uncharacterized. NCBI's taxonomy places the organism in Eukaryota, Fungi, Ascomycota, Eurotiomycetes, Eurotiales, Aspergillaceae. The transcript is spliced from 3 exons. The record is from RefSeq and is a predicted model, not a curated record. The coding region runs from base 1 to 279 and encodes 92 amino acids.